Molecule: messenger RNA, 1539 nt
Organism: Acromyrmex echinatior (Panamanian leafcutter ant)
Lineage: Eukaryota; Metazoa; Arthropoda; Insecta; Hymenoptera; Formicidae
Product: chymotrypsin-1
Biological process (GO): proteolysis
Molecular function (GO): serine-type endopeptidase activity
Source: RefSeq, a predicted model, not a curated record
UUUAAUCCCAAGUAACAAAUCAGCAAGAUGCGUGCGUUAGUUUGUCUUAUAUUUACCGCUCUGGUAUACGGCACUGAAGGAGCUCCUCAUAUCGUCGGAGGGGAGGAUGCCUCAAUUGGCAAAUUUCCGUAUCAAGUGUCAUUGAAAUUCAAUGGCGAACACAUGUGUGGUGGAUCUAUUCUUAAUAAAUAUAACAUAUUAACCGCAGGAUAUUGUGUUAAACGUUUGAAUCAAUAUGAUCUGGAUUAUCUAAAGGUCCAUGCCGGCACAAAUUUUUUGGAUAUACCAGGAGCAGUUCAUGAUGUGGAAAAUGUAAGCGUCAACUCUCAAUACAACGAGAAUUCAAUCAAUAAUGACAUCGCUUUGAUUCAUCUUAAAAAUCCUAUCACGUACAACAGAUUAGUGCAACCGAUAAAUCUUAUGACAUCUGAUAACGAACUCGAGGGCAAACCGUGUACAUUAUCUGGUUGGGGAACUACGGUUGAUGGACGUACUCCAAAUAACUUGCAAGAAAUUGAGUUAACAAUUUAUCCACAAGGAGAAUGCAAGAUAGCACAACCGAAAGUGACAGAUAGCCAUAUCUGCACUUUAACUAAAGCAGGAGAAGGAGCAUGCCACAGUGAUGCUGGUGGACCAUUGGUAGUUAAUGAAGUUCAAAUUGGAAUCGUUUCUUUUGGUAAUCCCUGCAAGGUUGACGGAACUCCAGACGUUUACACAAGAGUUUCCAGUUUCAUAAAUUGGAUCAGAGCACAUUUGAAAAUCAGCAAGAUGAGUGCUUUAGUUUGUCUUGUACUUAUCGCUCUGAUAUACGGCACAGAAGGAGUUCCUUAUAUCAUCGGCGGUAAAAAUGCUAAAAUCGGCGAAUUUCCAUAUCAAGUGUCAUUGAAAUAUAAUGACUUCCACAGAUGCGGUGGAUCUAUUAUUGAUAAUUAUAACGUAUUAACCUCAGCACGUUGUGUUGAUGAUUUAGAAAAUUCGGAUAAUCUAAAAGUCCAUGCUGGCACAAUCUGGUUGAAUAUACCAGGAGCAGUUUAUGAUGUAGAAAGUGUAAGCGUCAACUCUAAAUACGACAACAAGUUACUCAUUAAUGACGUCGCUUUAGUUCACCUUAAAAAUCCUAUCAGGUACAACAGAUUAGUGCAACCGAUAAAUCUUACGACAUCUGAUGAAGGAUUCGACAACAAGCCGUGCACAUUAAUCGGAUGGGGAACUACUUCGGUUGAAGGAAGUACUUCAAAUAGCUUGCAAAAAAUUAAGUUAAUAGUUUAUCCGCAAGAAAAGUGCCAGGCAGCACAACCAAAAGUGAGAGAUAGCCAUAUCUGCACUUUGACUACAGAAGGAGAAGGAGCAUGCUACGGAGAUUCUGGUGGACCAUUGGUGGCUAAUAAAUCUCAAAUUGGAAUCGUUUCCUUUGGUACUCCUUGUGCAUUUGGAUAUCCAGAUAUUUACACAAGAGUUUCCAGUUUCGUAUCGUGGAUCAAUGCACAUUUGAAAAAAUAAAGAACAUUAUUUAAUUUGUUUAUUACAAUACCGUUUUGU